This is a messenger RNA of Tremella mesenterica DSM 1558, 393 nucleotides long. RefSeq lists its product as uncharacterized. The coding region runs from base 1 to 393 and encodes 130 amino acids. The record is from RefSeq and is a predicted model, not a curated record. The transcript has 4 exons. NCBI's taxonomy places the organism in Eukaryota, Fungi, Basidiomycota, Tremellomycetes, Tremellales, Tremellaceae.
AUGUUAGGCGGAGUUAGUCGAAGGAGGAGGAGGAUGGCCGGGGUUUGGGGAAGUUGGACAAAGUGCGUUGAAGAGGGAUGGGUUAUAUUAGCUGAGAAGAUCGCUGAAGUUCUUCAGCGAUCCUUGAUUGUUGACAGGAGAACGGAGGAGGCCGUAGCGGGAUUAGUGAGACGGGGACGGGAACGGGUUUUGGGGCCAAAUGAAUUACGACCAGGGGCUUCCGAAAAUCAGAACGCUUCUCCUCCUCCCUUGGAAUCCCGCGAGCGUAGUCCUCCGCAGGGUGUGCAGAAUCCCGCUGUCCAGACCCCGUUUACCGGCGUGCCUAUGCAACAUCCCGCGGUAGCUGGUCUAAGUUCGGGGACAAAGGUCUCGUAUCGUACUCCAUUGGCUUGA